AUGGUUUUCCUAGAGACGUCACAAGACUACCUCAAGCAGUCGUCGCUAUUACUCGAAGCAUACCCAGACACAACCCGGAUAUCCACAAGAUACUCCUACCCCAAAAGACCGUCCGCGAAAGAGAGAGCCAAAGCCAAGUCAAAAGCCACAACUUCAGAAUCUACGGAGCCCACAGAAACAACCGUGACACCUGCAACAUUGACUUUAAAGACAUUUAACCCUGGCACAGGCAUAUGCCUAAAAUAUCAAACAAACAAGGCCGCGGAAGUGGGCAGGCUGAUAGCUGGGCUGGGCAAGUUGGCUAGCGGGGCACCGAUUGAGGAUCUCGUACCGCAGAUACCGGGGAAGUCUCCGGCUGGUGAGACUGAGGAUGUUGAUAUGCUUGAUGUCCCAUCGCGGACUCUGGCGCCGUCACCCGUAAACGACGAGAAGGAUGGGGGUAGUAGAAGUAAUACUCCUGUUGCGGGUGGUGCUGGCGGGGGAGGCGGAGGAGGAAAAUCGGCCAAGGGUAAGAAGAAGGGUAAGGGGAAGAAAUAG
Messenger RNA from Arthroderma uncinatum, 537 nucleotides. Its product is annotated as WD repeat protein. Gene Ontology annotation, biological process: SRP-dependent cotranslational protein targeting to membrane. The record is from RefSeq and is a predicted model, not a curated record. The transcript is spliced from 2 exons. NCBI's taxonomy places the organism in Eukaryota, Fungi, Ascomycota, Eurotiomycetes, Onygenales, Arthrodermataceae. Bases 1 to 537 code for a protein of 178 amino acids. Gene Ontology annotation, cellular component: signal recognition particle, endoplasmic reticulum targeting.